Molecule: messenger RNA, 327 nt
Organism: Microsporum canis CBS 113480
Lineage: Eukaryota; Fungi; Ascomycota; Eurotiomycetes; Onygenales; Arthrodermataceae
Exons: 1
Coding region: 1-327 (108 amino acids)
Source: RefSeq, a predicted model, not a curated record
AUGGAUGCUGACUAUGACUCUAGCAAGCCUGCCGGAUGGAAAAGAAGACAACCAUUAGUAGAGCCACUACGGGCUUCAAACCUCACUUCUCACGUCCAUGGAGUUGCUAUCAUCAUGUACCUGAAUAAAGAGGAGGAUUUUAUGCAGCCGGAAGAAACAAAAGAUGUGGCUUACCUGCUCGGACAGCUGGGGAGGUUUGUUACUCGCAAUGAGGUCCUGAUAAGACAGAAAAAGGCUCCGACCGAGAGUAUCGUAUCAAGAGAAGAGAUACUUGAGGUACUCUCGGUGGAACAGCGGCUCAUCUUCGGUGGCAUGGGGCCGCAAUAG